Musa acuminata AAA Group (dessert banana) is the source of this 2468-nucleotide messenger RNA. RefSeq names its product YTH domain-containing protein ECT1. Gene Ontology annotation, molecular function: mRNA binding. The transcript has 9 exons. Bases 168 to 2045 code for a protein of 625 amino acids. Gene Ontology annotation, cellular component: cytoplasm. Gene Ontology annotation, biological process: mRNA destabilization. Lineage: Eukaryota; Viridiplantae; Streptophyta; Magnoliopsida; Zingiberales; Musaceae. The record is from RefSeq and is a predicted model, not a curated record.
CCGUUCUUUCGCCCCUCCCAAUCCAAGCCGCAUCUCGGAACAAAGACUCUCUCUCUCUCUUCUCUUAAACCCUUCGUCCCCGAGGAGAAUCGAGGAAGAGGGGGCCGCAGAGUCUACAUCUUAAUCCUUCUUCUGGAAGCGGACGGGCCUCGGGAUCUCGGUUCGAUAUGGAGACGAGUCAGCAGGCGCUGGAUCGUAUCGAGCCUUUGGAAUCAUCAACUGUAGAUGGUGAUCAGAAACCUGUUACUGUUGAGACCUUGAACGAACAGCCACCUUCUGCUAUAGAUGAGAAAGUGACAACCUCUAAUGCUUCAGAUGAGUCAAGUAACAUAGGUCUCCCAAGAGAUGCACAAGACCAUUUUGGUUCUUCUGAUGCAGUUAAUGAUGACAGUAUAAUUUUUCCACCAAAUAAUUUGCCCCCUCCGGCACAUGUCUUCUGGUAUAGAGGAUAUGAGAAUCCAAUUGCUGAUGAGUACUCUCGACAUUUAAAUGUUGAAGGCCUAGAAGUUGGUUCCACUGGUGUCUACAAUGAGAAUCGUUCACUCGUAUAUCAUACUGGAUAUGGGUACAGUCCUCAGAUGCCUUAUGGACCCUAUUCCCCAGCUACAACGCCUCUACCUUCUAUUAGUGGAGAUGGCCAACUCUACACCCCGCAGCAGUUCCAGUUCCCAGGUGCAUACUACCAGCAGCCAGCUCCUCCUAAUAUGCCGUUUCUGUCUUCACCAACUCCAAUACCACAAGCUGAUUUGACAAUGCCCAUUGAUCAGCAAGGAGCAUUUCCUGUUGAUACCUCAAGCUUCAACACCCACCCGUUUGGACCAAGACCUGGUUAUCAGCUAUCCUAUGGGUCUUUUGGUAGAGAUUGGUUGAGAUCCCCAGAGGGGACUGGGUCUGUGACUCCAUUAUCACCACCGGCAGCUUCUCCCCAGCCAGUUGGUGCACUCAUGUCAUUUGGGCAAAACACCAUGCCUCCAACUUAUGGAAUGGCUUCACAACAACACAGAUCUUUGUAUGGUUUUGGAUCCUCUAUCAAUUCGCCCCAUGGUGGGCUGUAUCAUGGUAGCAUUUUUGAGACAUCUUUUCCUAGCUUCGGAUUCAAGGACCAGAGCUUGAUUGCUCUGGACAGAAGGAGCGGAGGAAAGGGAACCAUGUACAGUCGCAAUGGCAAUCUUGAUUUUCUAAACGAACAAAAUCGAGGGCCACGAGCAAGUAGAACAAAUAAUCAGAUGACUGAACACAAUCCUUCGCUUGACAAUGGAAACAGUUCUUCAAGGGUUGAUCAAAAAUUGUAUAAUAAUCCUGACUUUAUUACAGAGUACAAGGAUGCCAAGUUUUUUGUAAUUAAGUCUUACAGCGAGGAUAAUGUUCAUAAAAGCAUCAAAUAUGGUGUUUGGGCUAGCACUUCCAAUGGAAACAAGAAGUUGGAUUCUGCAUACCAUGAAGCAAAUAAGAAAGAAGAUCCUUGUCCAGUUUUCUUAUUUUUCUCGGUAAAUGCAAGUGCACAUUUCUGCGGGGUGGCUGAAAUGAUUGGACCUGUUGAUUUUGAGAAAAGUGUGGACUACUGGCAGCAAGACAAGUGGAGUGGCCAGUUCCCUGUGAAGUGGCAGAUAGUGAAAGAUGUACCCAACAAUCUGUUUCGGCAUAUUAUUCUUGAAAACAAUGACAAUAAGCCUGUCACCAACAGCAGAGACACCCAAGAAGUGAAAUUGGAGCAGGGUCUGGAGAUGCUAAGCAUUUUUAAGAAGCAUGAAUAUGAGGUAUCAAUCCUUGAUGACUUCGAGUUUUAUGAGGAGCGGGAGAAAGCCAUGCAGGAGAGGAAGUCCCACCAGCACCAGCAACAGCUAUCCAACUCAGCAUGGCCUGUUCCAGCAGCUCUUAGGGAUGAUCAGAGGAACACAGCUACUAUGUCUGGAGAAUUCAUUGGCCAGAUCUCAGAGAAAUUUACGCAUGCUGUCACGUUGGAAGAAAGAAGCAAUGCUGACCCCUCGACAGAUAAAAAUAGUUCCUUAAAUACUGCUGUUGCUUCCAUGCCCAAGGAUCUGUAGAAACCAGCAACUGCAGCCAUAACAAUGAGCAGCUAGAAAGUUAUUCAAGAGUAUAGGCCUCUUAUUCAGAUCCUUAAUGUUCAGAAUGACUGAUGACUAGGUUUGGUGAAUUAGGCAUUGGAAAAGCUGUUGAGUAGGAUUUCUAGUAUUGUUGAAGCAGUUGUACAGUUUGUUGGCCAUUCAAGAAAAAAGAAAAGAAAGAAAAGGGAAAAAAGAGAACUCUAUUUUUUUUCCUCCCUUUGUUUCCUUCUGACAGUCUUUGGCAGAUCUGGAGUUCUCUACUAGCUUUUGUAAAGUUCCAUUUGAAUGGCAUAUGAAUAAUUUGGCCGUAUCGUUCGGUUCCAACUCUGUCGAUCUUAGUUUUCUUGUGACGCUAGUACUUUGUGUCUGGCACCAUGAAAAAAGCUGAAAUGUUUCAGGUAA